Messenger RNA from Glycine soja, 405 nucleotides. RefSeq names its product B3 domain-containing protein Os06g0194400-like. The transcript has 4 exons. The record is from RefSeq and is a predicted model, not a curated record. Lineage: Eukaryota; Viridiplantae; Streptophyta; Magnoliopsida; Fabales; Fabaceae. The coding region runs from base 1 to 405 and encodes 134 amino acids. Gene Ontology annotation, molecular function: DNA binding.
AUGGUCUCAGAGGAGGUGACAAUGAGGAUUCUCAGAGGUGAAGAGGGGAGGGUUGGUAAGGAUAGAGAGAAAGAGGCCGUUCCCGAUGGUCACGUCACGACUUAUGAUAAGCACAGGGAUUAUGCGAAUCGGGUGUAUGCUUCAGAUGAGGGCCUUCCAGUCCACUUCUGCAACAGUCUUCCAAAAAAGGACGAAGUGGUGACUUUGGUUGAUGAGGAUGGGAUUGAGUAUUCGACAAUAUAUUUGGCAGGAAAAACAGGACUUAGUGGUGGAUGGAGAGGUUUUGCAAUUGCUCAUGACCUAACUGAUGGGGACGCUUUAAUUUUUCAAUUAAUUAAGCGCACCACAUUCAAGGUGUACAUUGUUAGAGCAGAUUGUCCUCCAGAGGAUAAACAGCUUGAGUGA